Messenger RNA from Rodentolepis nana, 327 nucleotides. The record is from the annotation of a GenBank genome assembly. Lineage: Eukaryota; Metazoa; Platyhelminthes; Cestoda; Cyclophyllidea; Hymenolepididae.
AUGACGCACUUGCUCUAGAACUCAGAUCUCGCACUGAGAGCUGUGCUUCUUCACACGGAAGCCUUGAAGUCACGACAGUUGUUUGCUGAAAUGGCCGUCUGCUUCAUUCGUCUCGCGGAUAUCGAUAGCUUUUUAACUGGGGGUUUGUUACUAGAACAAGCUGCUUACUGCAGCCUCCGUGGAAAACGUCCCCUUCUGCGACAUUUUGCAAUGCGUCUAGCCCUUGCUGGUGUUCGAUUUGCUCGAGCUAAACAGGUAAGCAUAUUCUAUCUCUUAAAUAAAUUUCAAUUCAACCGAGGGUACGUUUUUUGUAUCCACCCUAUGUAG